ACCCCUACAUCCAACACACACACACACGCCACCCCACCCCCAUAUUUGGACGGCGCAUACAUAGCUAAAAACGAAGUACAGUGCAACGCCAUAAUUCACUAAUACAUCAUAAAUCGUUGAAAGUACCCGCGUUAUAACGACCAAGAGAAAUCUAACAAAUCAAGCGCCCCUUAGUACUUAACUGUAAGCCUGCAACUCUCUAAAACAACCUAAAUGAGCUCUUACUUUGUAAACUCGUUCUCGGGGCGCUACCCAAAUGGCCCCGACUAUCAACUGCUAAAUUAUGGAGCCAGCAGCGGCGCAAUGAACGGCGGGACGUACAGGGACUCUUCCUCCGCCACCAUGCACCAUGCGACGGGCUCUUAUGGCUACAGCUACAAUGGCAUGGACCUGACGGUCACCAACCGGGGAGGGGGGAGCAGCAGCGCCGCCAACGCCGGAGGACACUUCGGGGGCGGAUCAGUCGUCGGGGACUCCCGGGGCUUCGGCUCCCCGGCCCCGGAGAGGGGCUUCAGACAGCCGUCCAGCUGCUCCCUUGCCUCCGCGGCAGACUCGCUCUUGUCACCCGGCGGUGGAGACACCAAGCUGGGUGCCCAGAGCUCGUCUCCCCGGUCGGAGCAACCAGGAAACGGUAAUCUCAGCUCUUCAAACCUGUCGACCAACUCCUCCGGUGGCGGCGGCGGCGGCGGGACGGCGCAGCGCUUCACGGAGCUGGAAGACGCGUCGCCAGAGAACGACGAGUUGCACCACAACCCGGACGCUGGACACGGCAGCAACGCGCCCUCCAGGACCGGACACACGCAGCCCGUGCAGAAACAGGAGGGCGGCGCGGCGGGAUCAGCCGCGGGCAGCACGACGGGCAGCGAGGCUCAGUCACCACAGAUAUUCCCCUGGAUGAGAAAGCUGCACAUUAGCCAUGAUAUGACGGGUCCUGACGGGAAACGGGCGCGGACCGCGUACACCCGGUACCAGACCCUCGAGCUGGAGAAGGAGUUCCACUUCAACCGGUACCUCACGCGGCGGCGGCGGAUCGAGAUUGCGCACGCGCUCUGCCUCACGGAGCGGCAGAUCAAGAUCUGGUUCCAGAACCGGAGGAUGAAGUGGAAGAAGGACAACAAACUGAAAAGCAUGAGCCUCGCCGCUGCCGGUAGCGCCUUCCAACCAUAAAAAUUAAAACCCAUUUUAAAAAUCCAUCCGUCCAUUUGUUUGGAAAGGCACAGGCUUCCCAGGAGGAAACUAAGAGACAGAACAGUAGAAAAAAAUGAAGAAGAGAAUGGAGCAAAAGAAGAAGACGUGAUGAAGAAAUGUGUCUAUCACAAACAGAUUCCAGAUCUAGAUUUCAAAAACACUUCCUAUUAUCAACCGAGUACUGUACAACAGCGCAGCACUUUUUAUUUGUUCGGCAUGUUGGUCUUUGGUGUUUUAGGGCAAUUUAAAAAAUGACUGUGGUACCUGCUCUUGUAAAAGAAAAAAAAAAACAACAACAAUAACUUAGUGUUCUUAUAUGUUCUCGUCGUUUUGAAAAUAGUUGUCCGGAAAAGAGGAGUCGAGGAUGAAUAUGCUACCUAACAUUUCUACCUACGUCCUACCUUGCAACCUCGCUACCUACCUGUUGUUUGAGGUCUAAAUAUCGUCUUAUGUGUCAAGUGCGAUGUUUUGUAAUUGACAAAGUGCUUUCUAGAAAAGUUAGCAUGUGAGCUCUUAUUGUAAGUUAUUUACUGCCAGUAACAAGUGUAUAGCCAACAUGCCCCCCCCCCCCCCCCCCCAGUUACUUUUCAUUCAAAUCUGCUCCCAUUUUAAUUGAGGAUGCAGGGAAGGUAUGAGUGUAUGUGCGUGUGUAUGUGUGUGUGUGUGUGUGUGUGUGUGUGUGUGUAAGUGUAAAAACAAAUCAGCCCUGCCGGCCUCUCCGUAUCCACCCAUUAUGUUGUGUAUAGCUCUAUUAUUCGAAAAAAAUGUAACUGUAUAUUAUUGUUAUUAUUAUUGUAAUUAUUGGAUCUAUGUUCCAGAAAGGAUGUAUAUAGAUACUGACAUUUUUAAAUGUACCCAGUUCACUAUUUGUAGUCGCAGUGUGUGUGUGUGAGAGAGAGAGAGAGAGAGUGUGUGUGUGUACACGCAUGUAAGGGAAAUGGCUACCGUCCUGUAAGGCCUGUAAGCUUCCUGCCAAUGAGCUUUUUGUAUUUGUUUGUAACUUGGAGUAAAACAGAUAAUAACGAAAAAAAAAUAAUAAUAAAGUUCCUCAUACUCGUCAUCGAAACCA
Lates calcarifer (barramundi perch) is the source of this 2257-nucleotide messenger RNA. RefSeq names its product homeobox B5a (gene hoxb5a). Gene Ontology annotation, biological process: regulation of transcription by RNA polymerase II; anterior/posterior pattern specification. NCBI's taxonomy places the organism in Eukaryota, Metazoa, Chordata, Actinopteri, Centropomidae. The record is from RefSeq and is a predicted model, not a curated record. The transcript has 2 exons. Bases 214 to 1167 code for a protein of 317 amino acids. Gene Ontology annotation, cellular component: nucleus. Gene Ontology annotation, molecular function: RNA polymerase II cis-regulatory region sequence-specific DNA binding; DNA-binding transcription factor activity, RNA polymerase II-specific.